Messenger RNA from Mesocestoides corti, 237 nucleotides. Lineage: Eukaryota; Metazoa; Platyhelminthes; Cestoda; Cyclophyllidea; Mesocestoididae. The record is from the annotation of a GenBank genome assembly.
AUGCUUGUACAACUGAAGGCUGCAGCUUUUAUUUGUGCGCAACACGGAGCCGUCGUUUUACUGAAAGAGGAGAAGGAAAACUCGAGUCACAAUAGUUAUGACUUUCUGCGAGUGGGAUCGCGAGCAGGCGAGAGGACACGAGAGCUGGAGGUUGCCACCAUGACUGGCAAAGCGCACGUGAGUUUAGGCUGGCUCAGCGCCUGCAGCUCUCGCGUCUUCUGUCUGGAUGCAGAUUGA